AUUUCAUAAUUGACAAGGCUAAAUUAAAUUUCACUGAAAUUGAAAACACUUAUUUUAGUUCAUUUGAAGAAUUAGAGUUCAUUGGUAAAGGAUUAUAUGGUUACGUGUGCAAAGUGAGAAAUAAAAGCACCAAUGACAUAUAUGCCAUUAAAAUGAUUGAACUGACAGGUUUAAAUUAUGAUACAACGAAACAAUUACUUAAUGAGCUUGGAAAAUUAAAACAAAUUACCUCGGAUUAUAUAAUAGAAUUGAAUGACUUGUGGUUGGAGUCCAAAAUCAUUUACAUACGAAUGGAGUAUUCUGAGCGAAAUCUUAGAGAUUUUAUUUAUCAAAAACAACAGGAAUCCGGUCGACAACCGGGUCAUGUCAUGGAUGUGUCCGAGUAUUUCAUUUCGUGUGGAAUUUUCAAAGAAAUCUUAGAAUGCGUUCAAUAUUUGCAUGAAUUGAAUCCUCAGAUCAUUCAUAAGAAUAUAAAACCUGAGAAUUUUUUAGUUCAUAAUAAACUCGGACACAAAUUAUGUAUUAAAAUUAGCGACUUUUUCAUAAAUUGCACCAGGAUGACAAAUAGAGAUGAUAACUCAGUGAUAUAUGCUUCACCUGAAUUACUCUCUGAAUGUAGCAAUAUAACAUUUCAAACGGAUAUCUAUAGCUUAGGCGUAAUUGCCCAGGAGAUAUUUGAUUGCAAAUUUGAGGAAUCACCAACAUUACGAUUUGAUAAAUCUAUUUCAAUAAAUAUUCGUGAGCUAAGUAAAAUUAUACUGCUCAUGGUAAGUCCUAUUUAUGACGUGAGACCGUCAUGUAGUGAUAUAUUGGACAAACAAAGUGUCUGGGAAGUAAGCAUGGAAAGGCUUGUUAAUAGUUUAACCCCGGAACAAGCAACUGAAGCAAUCCAGUGCUCGUGUUUCAUACCGUUCUGGUCGGGUAUAGUUCCCCCGAAAUUCCACGGCAUUGCAUACAUGGACGGGGGCUUCAGCGACAACCUGCCCAUCAUCGACAAGAACACCAUAACUGUGUCGCCAUUCAGUGGCGAGUCGGACAUCUGCCCACAAGACGACACCUAUAAUCUAUUUCAAGUGAAUUUAGUGAACACAUCCAUUAUGCUGUCCGUCGGCAAUCUCUAUCGAUUGACACGAAUCCUAUUCCCCGCCCACCCGGAGGUGUUGAGCAAAAUGUGUCAGCAAGGCUUCGACGACGCCCUCAGGUGUUUGUCUUCAUUGUUGUAUUGUCUGACCCCUGAAGACAAGAUCGCGUGCACCCGAUGUCUGGCCAUUCAGUCGUCCUUCACGUUGGGUGAGGACGACGACAUGGAAGCGGAUAAUGACUACGAGAACAAUGACUCCGAUUCCGGUUACGAGAAUAAUACGUGUGGUGAUGGGGAACACCACUCGGCCAUCAAUUGUACCAAUUGUUCGGACUGUCAGUACAGGCGACAGAUCGCGGUCCUCGACUCGCUUCCCGACGCCGUAGUUCAAGCCAUUCAGGAGGCGUGCGAUCAGGUGAACAAAGGUGUGAUAAACUGGCUGUUCCGGCACCGGCCCAUGAAAUUGCUGUCAUUCCUAACCAUUCCAUACCUGUUGCCGAUCGACAUCACGAUCGUACUGUUCUGUAAGGUGUGGCAACAGGUGCCGGCCAUCAAACAGGAGCUCAAGGGCUCGCUUUACAACUUACUGUCGUUCCUGCGCUCAAUUGUGGUCAAAAUGGAGAGCAAACGGCACCUGUAUUCCGCCAAAUUCAGCUGCCAAUUGGCUGUCACCGAGUUUGACUACAGCCACGAGGACUGUCCCCAAGUGUACGCCCAGAAUGCCAGUCCCGUACAGCGCAAAGUGUCGACAAUCAAACUCCCGAAACGCAAACUCACGAACUCGUCAUCCAUUCCCAUAAACCCGACGCCGACGGCCCGAAAACUGGUGGAAAAGGCGCACAGUUUCUCGCCGGGAAGCGUCGCUAUGCGGAAGCGCAGUCUGUACGCCAGCGACGGCGCCGGCAUAUCGGCUACCAGUGCUCAGGAGUUGUUAGCUAUGAAAGCGCGGCAACGGUUGGAUCGUUUGCAACAACAGUCGGGUGGCGCCGGUCAUCAGCGCAAGUCAUACGCCGGCACUUAUGAGCAGAGAUUGGGCGGCAGUGCGGCCGAUGAGUGGCCGAUUGACAGGCGCCGGUCGAUGAUAGAGAUGGCGGCGCCCAGAGUUAAACCACCCGAACGAGUCAUUUCUAAAAUGAAUUUUGGAUUCAGUUUCGAUCUGAAGAAUAAGUCCAACGAAGAGAUCGAUUUCGAGCUCCGGGCGGCUGAGGCGGGCCUCGCGUCCAGCGCUCCCGAUUUGGAUCAAAACGGCGGCGCCAAUGGGAGCGGAGGAACGGGUGAUAAAGUGUUGGACGCCCUCAAGAGGCUCGAAGACAUUGAUCAGACGAACGCCAUUGAGAUCGCCAACAAAGCGCUCGACUGGGAGAGGGAGUGCCUACAGAAAUACCGGGAGUUCGGCGAGUGCGAGGGUACCGGCGCUGGCGAUGGCAGUGAUAUCAACAAAAUGAUUGAAGUGACCCAAACCCAGGAGGCGCUGAUGGCCUUCUACUACACCGACGAGAAUAAUCGGGUGAAAGUGACCGAAAUAUUUAACAUAAGUCCAGACGAUGACGGAAGUGGUGACACCACCGGCGCCACAGCCAGACAUUCGGCCGCCGAUGACGACGAGGACGGCCUCCGAGAGGAUCCGCUGCUGAGACACCAACAGUCGAGGUCUUCGCUGUCCUCGCAGUCGACCGUACCGUCCGCUCAAAGACGGCGUAAGAAAUCUGUUAUUCUUAUCGACUAAAAGCCAAAUAUUUGUUUCAAUUGUGUGUUUCACU
This is a messenger RNA of Oppiella nova, 2841 nucleotides long. The record is from the annotation of a GenBank genome assembly. Lineage: Eukaryota; Metazoa; Arthropoda; Arachnida; Sarcoptiformes; Oppiidae.